Messenger RNA from Ooceraea biroi (clonal raider ant), 1446 nucleotides. Its product is annotated as zinc finger protein 511 lethal (2) k10201. The record is from RefSeq and is a predicted model, not a curated record. Lineage: Eukaryota; Metazoa; Arthropoda; Insecta; Hymenoptera; Formicidae.
UGACAGACGCGUUUCGGACGCGGCCAAUUCAGACCGUAGUAUUCAUUGUUAUUCCGUAACGUGGUGUUGCUAAAACCGUUAUUGUUUAACAAAUAUUAAUUUCUCAAACAGUUGUAUGAGGAAAUAAAAUCAGUAAUGUUGAAUUUUUGUAAAUUGUAAGCGUGUUGAUUUACUUGCAUAAUAAUACGUAACGUAUAAACCAUGGAAGAGAUACUUGAGCAAUUGGGGGUUGGAAUACGACCUGUAAGUGAUCCCUUUUUCGACGAUUCCUAUAAAGUAUGCAAAGUCUUUCAGAGAAAAGGCGUCACGAUCGACGACGAAGAGGAAUUAUGCCACGAAGUUAUCAGAGAAUUCUCAUGUUACGUCCCAGGAUGCAGGACCACUUUCCAAACGUUACUAGAUUACGAGAUGCACUAUAAUAGUUCGCAUCGAUACACUUGUACAGAAUGUAAAGUAUCUAGGCCAAAUCCACGGCUCCUGGAAAUUCACGUUCAGGAAAUGCAUGAUGCUUUCUUCAAGGUUCUAUCCGAGAAACAACCCAUGUAUCAGUGUUACGACUCUGAAUGUGACAUCAAAUUCAAUAAUUCAGUGGAGAGGAGAGAACAUUGCAUUAGAGUGCAUAAAUUUCCGAAGAAAUAUCGAUUUGAGGACACUCCAUGCUGCAACAAGAAACACGAAUCGGACGAAAUGGAAGUGGACGAUAGCAAUAGUAAGAAAAAGAUUGACAAGAAAAACGAAUCAGACAGAAUGGAAGUGGAUGACAGCAGUAGUAAGAAAAAGGUGAACAAAGUGAUUUUCAAUAAAAAUCAAAAGGGUAAAAUGUUUUCAAAAGCCGCUACCAGUCCUAUCUGUACAGACAAUGCUAGUGCAGACGUAAUUUCUACAACUACUACUAAAACGAAAGCAACAUCGUUAACUUUCAUUCCUAGACAAGUACAGAAAUCCUUUUCAAAAGUACUUACAAAUAAUCAAACCAAAGAGAGGAAUGUUCUCGAAACAGAAACUAUGAUGGAACUUGCAGAUUCAUUGCCGGAUUGAAAUCACUCGAAAUAUUUUAUUAUUAACAAAUUGGUAUUAAACUGAAUAUUGUCAUCUGUUAGAGAUGGCGUAUUAAAUGAAUAUCGAGUAUAAUACGCACGUUGGAUUCCAGUUACAGUUAAAUUUUCGGUGCUACUCUAAUAGGUAAUUUUAUAAGCUAUCAUCUAUCUUUAUUUUCUAACUUAUAUUAAUCAUCUCAUCAUAAUGAUCUCCUUCAUAAAGUAUCAAAACUCUUUUAAUUUUAGUAACAAAGUACUCUAUGUAAUUUUUGUAAUUUUAUUUUGAAUACAUUUUAUUGAUUAUUUAUAUUAACACAUUAUAUUCUUUUAUACAUUUACAAUAUUGUACAUGAUUUGCACGCAUUGCUUAAAGAUAUUCCGUAAAGAGAUAUAUAUUAAAAACAAAAUG